Messenger RNA from Vitrella brassicaformis, 3623 nucleotides. The record is from the annotation of a GenBank genome assembly. Lineage: Eukaryota; Vitrellaceae.
ACGCAGGCUCAUCCCCGACGACCACGAGCACUCCCCCAUCUGUCCUGCGCCUGUAUCUAGCUGCCCUGACCUUUUUUCCGUCCGAUUGACGUGUGUGUGUUGCAUGUGGUGACUGAGGAGUCUGCCCUUCGUGUGAUCUAUCGCAGGAGCUUACCUCCUCUGUUGGCGUUUUUUCCACUGCCUGCGCUGUGUUGUGCUUGCUGUUGUGUCUGCUUGUGAGUGAGUGAGUGAUCAUCGCUACUGUUGAGUGAGUGAGAGAGGGAGUGACUGUCUUUCUCCAUAUCGUACCUACUGUCUGUCUGUCUGUCCGGUCGGCAGCCGGCUGCUAUGAGGAGUCACCAUCAUGUUUUCUUUCGUCGUGGAGCAUUUAUCGCCGCCUUUGUUCUCCUGGCUGGCAUCUUCGAUCAGCACCACCCGGCCUCCGCCCAGGCCUUCCCCUUUCCCAACUUCAGCCUCCCGAAGCUGCCGUGGGACUCAGCGCCAAGCCCGUCAUCCCCCACCCCCAAAUCAGCAUCGCAUCGAGAUGACGACGCUCUUGUCCACCAUCCCCUGUGCGACUGGCUGAAGCAGCAGAAGCAGGCCAUCCAGGACGCGGCUGACCACUUCAUCGACGCCACUUCGUCAACGUCAACGACAUCGCAUGAGGUGCCCAUCCCCCUCUACGAGCAGAAGAAUGCCGGCGAGACCGAGCGGUACGUCAUCGAGGGUGGCGCCUACAACAACCGGCAGCAGCGGGAGAGCGCCGGGCUCUUCGGGCUCGGCCUGCUGCCAACUUAUGAGGACAGCUCCCAGCCCAAGAUCGAGUGGACGUCGCUCGUCAAGAGCAUGCUGGUGCGGCGAGCGUCGGACGACGAGCUCAACCACCUGAGCAACAGCAAGCCUUUCCAGCUGGUGGGGCUGCAGGUCUCACUGCCGCGCAAGAUCGACAAAAAGGUGGAGGAGUUGCUGGCAGAGAUGGAGGGCGAGCUCGGCGGGGAGGGCGGCGCUGCGGCAAGCGAGGCGGAGAGGGAGACGAUGGCUGAGGAGCAGGUGGAUUUGGUGGUCAGGGCCGUGCUGCGCGAGGAGCUGCAGCUGUCCGCACAGGACGCCAUGCAGAAGGCAUACGCAAAGUAAGCGACCCGACACACUCAUCCACACGCACGGACCCACUGACGCCAUCUCUGUUCUUCUGUUUCAGGGGCCACGUGACGACACACAAGGAGAGGAAGCAGCACAUGACCAAGAUCCACGAGGAGCGCGACGCCCUCAUCAAGUCGAUCAUGCAGCCCAUCCGUGAGAAGGUGGAGGCCAUGGGUGGGCAGGGCCGGGAGAUCUUCUCGAUCAGCCCCACCAUGCGCAUCACCUUGCCCUUGGGUCGAGUGCGUGAGCUGGUGUCGAUGGACGAGGUUGAGCUGGUGUACAAGGAGGAGGAGUUUGAGAAGGAGGUGUGCGACGGCAGCGACCUGCGCAAGAUACACCAGUUCGACAACUUCCUGGACGACGGAUACACUGGAGAGGGUACCGUCACCCCUCGCCCACUCCCCCCCCACCCCCCCCCUAGACACACAGAGACGACCCCCUACUCUCUGUCCAUGUGGUUGGUGUCUGCAGGUCCGAAGGGCAGCAGUCCCGACAUUCCCAUCGGUGUGUUUGAGAUCGCAACCAUCAACCCCCACCACCCCGGAUGGCUCGACUGUGGCGACGGCAUCGAGGAGGAGGGCACACACGGAGAGGCCUGCAUCAACGGCAAGUUCGGCAGGUUCAUCAAGACCUUCUCAUGCAUCCAGGAGAGCGGGUGCAACGAGACGUCGACACUCAACAGGCCCUAUGACGAGCACGCCAUGGGUGUGGCCUCCGUUCUCUUUGGGGACGUCACUGGCGGACAGGACCCUGGUAUCCAAGACAAAAUCGCGCAGGUACGUGAAUCGAGAGAGGGACACACACACACACACACACACACGGGGAGAGACAGACAGACAGACAGACAAACAGACAGAGAGAUUGUUCAUGUCCGUCUGUCUGUCUGUGUAUAGGUUGCCCGCUCUGGUGGCGCCACGGAGGCGUCAGCUUUCUUCUUUGAGCUUGGCCCCUCCACCCUCGCCCUGCAGCGCGCCCUGGACGCCAUCCUGCUCUACGAGAAGACCAUGAGCACCGACGGCCCCUUCAUCGUCAACUACUCGGCAGGCAUCAUCGAGGGCGAGUCCGACUGCAGCGGCACCGACGGCGUCUCACGCAUGGCCAACGACUUCUUCCGCGCGGGCAGGGUGUUCGUCAAGAGUGCGGGGAAUCAGGGAGGGGGCGGGGGCAAGAGGUGCACCGUCACACGGCCAGGGAGUGCCCAUGGGAUCCUCACUAUUGGGUCGCUUGGCGACACUCCCGACCUCAUGGACGAUGAGAGAUGCGAGGCAGAACAUAUCAGGUACAGACACACAGAGGGCAGCUCAGCCAUUCAUCUCUCCUCUCUCUGUUUCUCACGUCGACAGCUCGUUCAGCUCGCGCGGCGGCGACGGCGAUCGCAGCAUCGUAGACCUAGUGGCGCAGGGCUGCUGGUCCUCCAUGUAUGACACCGAUGCAGGCUACACCAACAAGGCGUGCGGCACCUCCUUCGCCGCACCAGUGGUGGCCGCCGCAGCAGCCGUCUUCGCCGACUGGUACCUCAACUCGCCCAUCGGCAGCCUCAUCGAGGACCCGGGCGUGCUGAUGGCGGCCAUGCUCAUGAUGGGCGACAGGGGCUCCAGCUCGGGCAGCAAGAGACUGGAGAAGGGCUUCGAUCCACUGUGGGGCGCGGGGGCGCUCCGGCUGCGGAGGUUCGAUGACGCUGGGCUGGACGAUCCUUGGAGGUAGGCACAUCACAUGGCGGCAUUUGGUGUGGGGAUUGGGUUGGUUGAUGUGUGUGUGGGGUGGUGUGGUGUGUGUAGGUGGGCUCUCGGGUGGACGUGCAUCGACGACGGCGAGAUCCUCGAGCUGCAGGUCAACGAGGGCAAGAAGAUCGACAAGGACGUCGACAGCUUCACCGGGGUCAUCUUCUGGUAACCACUAAGCCCCUCCCCUCUCACCCCCCCUCCCCCUCAUACACACACAGCAUCACUGUAUCUGCCACAUCCAUCAGGUUUGACGAGAAUGCGGAGCAAGGUCUGGCCUACGCCGACCUCGAUCUGAUCCUGAAGACGGCGGACGGCGACGAGAUCAUGGUGACGUCUGCCUCUCAGUUCGACAACAAGGAGCGGGUGUGGUCGGACAAGGUGGGCGGCAAGUCGAUCAAGCUGGAGGUGACGGGCUACGGCAUCCCCACCACACGCGCCGACCCUAUAUGUGGAGACGCAUCGCAGAAAGUCUACUAUGGGUGAAGACAGACUCACACAGACACACAGAGGGGGGGCCAUACGGCCAUAUGCGGGUGUGUGUGGCGUGUUGGGUGUGGUGGUUCAGGUGGUAUUUCGAGGACCAUGACAGGGAUGACAGCAACGGCCCCACACUCGCCCAGGCGUCGGUGAACGUCUGAGCGAUGCGAUCCAUCGUCCAUUCCAUCCAUCCAUCCGUCCAUCCAUCCAUCCACACACAGACGCUGUUUUCCUGUUGCCUUAUUGCUGAUUGGAUUUAACCGUUCCUCUUAACUGAAGGGGAUGUGUGGGAGGGAGCCAGCC